Lampris incognitus (smalleye Pacific opah) is the source of this 1073-nucleotide messenger RNA. It is a transcript of the gene mylz3, whose product is annotated as myosin, light polypeptide 3, skeletal muscle. The transcript has 6 exons. The coding region runs from base 65 to 547 and encodes 160 amino acids. Gene Ontology annotation, cellular component: contractile muscle fiber; myosin II complex. Gene Ontology annotation, molecular function: calcium ion binding. NCBI's taxonomy places the organism in Eukaryota, Metazoa, Chordata, Actinopteri, Lampriformes, Lampridae. The record is from RefSeq and is a predicted model, not a curated record.
CUCUCUUGGGACUCCAGCUUCUCUUCUCCUUUCUUUCCGCUCCUCCAUCUCCUACUCUUCCAUAAUGGCCGAGGAGGCUGCACCCGCCGCUGCCCCCACUGAGUUCUCAGCGGACCAGAUUGAGGACUUCAAGGAGGCUUUCGGUCUCUUCGACAGAGUUGGUGACAACCAGGUGGCCUACAGCCAGGUGGCCGACAUCAUGCGUGCCCUGGGUCAGAACCCCACCAACAAGGACGUUAAGAAGAUCCUGGGUGACCCAUCCGCCGACGAUAUGGCCAACAAGAGGUUGAACUUUGACGCUUUCCUGCCCAUGCUGAAGACCGUGGACACAAUCCAGAAGGGAACCUACGACGACUACGUUGAGGGUCUGCGCGUCUUCGACAAGGAGGGCAACGGCACCGUCAUGGGCGCUGAGCUGCGCAUCGUGCUGUCCACCCUGGGAGAGAAGAUGACCGAGCCAGAGAUUGACGCCCUUAUGACCGGCCAGGAGGACGAGAACGGCAGCGUGCACUAUGAGGCUUUCGUCAAACACAUCAUGUCUGUGUAAGAGGCCACAACAGGAGUGUUGAGGAGGCUGUAAUGCGGCUGCAGACCGCCGGACAGUGUCUGACCAUCACACUGUUUCAAAGACCAACUUAGGAAAGACAAGGACAAUGUACAAGGGAUGUUGAAGCCGCUCCACCUCUUCUUUUUUUUCCUAUUUUUUUUCCUUUUCUUUUUUUUUGCUCAAUUUCAUCUCCAAUCCUCCUCUCUCUCUUUCUCUCUGUGGACAUCACUGACACCUCUUGGUUGUUGACCCCCCCCCUGUCUGGCCUCUUAUCCCCCCCGGGGCGUGUCUCCACCCUCCACGUGGGGUGAGAAAGGGGGGAGAAGGGGUGACCGCUCAUUAAGUGAGGGUUGAUCCCUCUGUCCCACCCACCACCUCAUCCAGUCACACCAUCACUGGCCCAGCAACGCCGAAGGCGCUGGAGUAUGGUCGUGGAUUCGCCGCCAAAGAACCCCCCCCCCCUUUCCACUCGAAAAGUUUUAUUUAUUUUCACUGUCUCAUUUCAGAAUAAACUUUUCAAAAAGUA